Formica exsecta is the source of this 4194-nucleotide messenger RNA. RefSeq names its product facilitated trehalose transporter Tret1-like. Gene Ontology annotation, molecular function: sugar transmembrane transporter activity. The coding region runs from base 2382 to 3854 and encodes 490 amino acids. NCBI's taxonomy places the organism in Eukaryota, Metazoa, Arthropoda, Insecta, Hymenoptera, Formicidae. Gene Ontology annotation, biological process: carbohydrate transport; transmembrane transport. The record is from RefSeq and is a predicted model, not a curated record. Gene Ontology annotation, cellular component: membrane. The transcript has 6 exons.
CCCGUCGAUUUGCCAAUAUUCAAAAGUUAAGAUGUAAAACUGUGCCUCGAUACCUAGCGAGUGUUUCCGGUCAAAUAAUGUAAUCGGACGAAAAAGUUCGCUGUGGCGAAUUUUCAUAUAAAAGAUGUUAAUAGCAAUGAAUUUGUAUAUAUUGUCUAAAUUAUUAAUAUAUAUUUUUAUUAUUAAUUUAUCGCUUGAUUAUAAAGGAAGAAUUGCAACAAGUUGCUCGCAAAAAUAUUUAAGAAAUACAAAAAAAAGUUUAAAUUACAAAGACUUUCAAAAACUAAAGUAAAAGAAAUAUGAUUUUGAAAAAUCUCAUUCUAAAGAAUUUUUUAAGAAUUCAAUACAUUUAAAGAAACUAAAUUCUUUUAAACUUUUGUCUUGUUUGAAUGAAGUAGUUAAUAAAACGUUUGAUAAAUUACAUCCAGCGUGCAUAUGUGUAUAUCUUGCCUUAUUUUAAUUCAUUACAUUCGACUGGAUACACUCACUAUAUGUUUUGACGCAGAAUAAUAUAAAUCUCAGCAUAUCAUAAUCGACAAUUGACGAAAACGUUAUUAGGAAGUGUUAAAUGUGUGAUCAUAAGCGUGCUUGUAGCUGUGCGCGUCCAAAUUAAGGACGAAGAAUUCCAUUAACAGCGAAUCUCAUUUAGUAUAUAGACAGAAGCGUAAAGACGUACUUGCAAAACGUGUUUUUUUUUCUUUUUUUUUUUUUUGACGGGUGAUGAAUAGCAUUACAAUAAGUGUUGUGUUUACAGAGUGCUGCCAUUUUAAAAGCAUCGUUCAAACAAAAUAUCAUUCCUACUGUGCGAUUUAAUGUAUGAUUCAGUCAAAUGUUGUAUAAAAGCAAUAAGUGCGUGAUGCCUUGAUAUGAAAAUUGAGUUACAUUGUAUUGCUCUUCCCCGUCUUUGUACCAAUGACCAUCAUUGUACUUCUUUGUUUCUCGUAUUUCCCCUUUAUAUUUCUUUGUUGCUAUAAGUAGGCGAUAUCUCUCGCUUAUUUAUAAGAUAUUUGCCAAAGCAAAAUAAAGAUGAAAUAUUUUUGAUAAUUUAAUACUCAUGUUAAGUUUACACAUGUAACUUGUAAGUUAUUAUAUAAUAAUUUUAAGAUUAAAUUUUAAUAUGCAUAGUAAAUAUGGAUAUUAAUAGGAGUAAAAUCUGAAACUCUGUAGUGUAAUGCUAUGUAAUAUUAUUAUUAUAUUAAAAAAAUACAAAGCUAUUUUAAAUAGAAUAUCCACUAUAGUAUAUUUUUUUACUGCGAGAAAAAAAUCUUCAUAUUCUUAAUCCUCAUUUUAAUUAAUUUUAAUUUUCUAUUGAUGUAGAGUGUGCGAGAUUUUUAAUAAUUAGUAAUAUCUUAAUAAUGAUACAACAAUAUCAAUCUAAAAUAAGUUAUCAUGAAUAUUGUCGCAUAAAUAAAUUAAAGUGGGUACGCUAAUGUUUUCUUUGUACUCUUAAUGACUAAUGUGUAUCGGAACACACGCAAAACGAUAUAAAUUAAGCCACACUUUGUGUUAUAAGUUAAUAAAUUCAAGUUAGCACAAAACAUAUAAGCAUACAUGAUGGACUUUGCAUGGUACAAGUGUCGCCACAGACUUCUAUGUAUAUAUACUAGACUGCUAAGAGUAAUGUGACAGAUGAAGCCAAGGCAGCCAUUUACAAUUGGGCAGAAUAUAACCAGGUUGUCAAUUAAUACUUAUUUUUGAAGGGAAAGCUGCAACAUUUAAUAUAACUUUUAUAUUAAAAAUAUAUACAAAAUUUUUAUAUUAAUACUGCAGAUUCUCUUAAAAAAUAAGUAUCGAUUGACAGCCUGGUUAUAUUCUGCCCAAUUGUAAAUGGCUGCCUGUCACAUCGCUGUUAGCAGUCUAGGUAUAAUAUAGAAGUCUGUCGCAUUCCACGUCCCAAGUCCCAAUGUUACAUAGCUAUGGCGUUUCACUUUUUCGGAGUCCAUCGAUCGAUUCAUGGUCAAUCGACCAUCAGUCUGAUCUUCGGAAGAAUCAGACUUGGUCACUCGAUUUUUUUCUACGCGAUUACGUUUGAACAUCUCUUCGCAAGUGAAUAGAAAAGUUGAUUACGAUAAUUGUUUGAUUGCCUAGUUGCAUCAUAGUUUCGCGCCAUAAUUGAUCAUUAUCGUUUGUUUCGCGUAACGACGACACUACUGCGAUUCUACAAUUUUUAACAACGAUGUCGCUAUCGUAACGUAUCGUUGCGCAUUUAUUUUGACAUGUCAACGAUAACGAUAUUGUUAUUAAAAGUUACAGAAUUGUAAUACAAAGUACAGAGUCGAAUCUCGUUGAUCGAGAUAAAAAAAGUCGAAUUUUUGAUCGGACAUGUAAAUGUUUUUCAAUAAGUCCCCCUUGUUGCCUCGAUUUCCAAUCUACCUGCGAUUAUGAAGCUCUUCCCGCAAGCGGAUACCCAUGUGAACACCGAGGUGCCGGAAAGUACACCGAUAGCAAAAUGCACGUUCUCUCAGAUAUUGGCUGCAUUCGCGGUAUCGGUGGGUUCUAUGCAAAUUGGUUAUUCACUUUCGUAUACAUCACCAGCGCUAGUAUCCAUGCGCGACAAUACCACAACAAGCUUCGAAGUUACCCCACAAAUGGGUAUGUGGAUUGGAUCAAUUAUGCCGCUGAGCGCGCUUGUCGGUGGUAUCGCCGGUGGACCAUUCAUCGAAUCAUACGGAAGGAAAACCACGAUAAUGGGCACGGCGUUCCCGUUCUUCGGAGCGUGGAUCUUAAUUUGGUUGGCUCAGAAUAUCCCGAUGGUGUUAAUUGGACGCUCGUUAUGCGGAUUUGGCGUAGGAAUCGCUUCCUUGGCGUUUCCCGUGUAUUUGGGUGAAACGAUACACGCGGAAGUGCGCGGUGGACUUGGCUUAAUGCCCACUGUCUUCGGUAAUGGCGGAAUAUUACUAUGCUACACGGCGGGCAUGUAUCUGAGUUGGAGAAACCUGGCGUUGUUAGGUGCGAGUUUUCCGAUACCGUUUUUGAUUCUGAUGUUCCUGAUCCCGGAGACGCCAAGAUAUUAUAUCUCGAAGGGAAAAACGGAAAUGGCACAAAAAUCUCUUCAAUGGCUGCGUCAUAAGAAUGCGGACAUAACCGAGGAAUUUAGCAACAUUGUGCAAAUACAUCAAGAAGCCCUCGAGAGGUCUAAUGCGCAGAGCACAGUCUCGUUGCUGAUGAAGAAAUGCCAUUUCAAGCCGCUUCUCAUCUCCCUCGGGCUGAUGUUUUUCCAACAAAUGUCCGGUAUCAAUGCAGUAAUAUUCUACACGGUACAAAUCUUCCAGGACGCUGGUAGCACGAUCGACGAGAACGUUUCGACCAUAAUCAUCGGCCUAGUGAACUUCAUCGCCACGUUCGUCGCCGCGGUCGUGAUCGACAGGCUGGGCAGAAAGGUGCUGCUGUACAUAAGUGCCAUGUCGAUGAUCCUGACUCUCUUCGUCCUCGGUGGAUAUUUCUAUGUUAAAUCACUGGGCGUAAACAUGGAAGCUGCCGGCUGGCUGCCGCUGGUCUGUCUAAUCAUAUACGUGAUAGGCUUCUCGACGGGCUUCGGACCGAUACCUUGGUUGAUGAUGGGCGAGAUCCUGCCCGCCCAGAUCCGUGGUACGGCCGCAAGCAUUGCAACCGGUUUCAACUGGACGUUCACAUUCAUCGUGACGAAGACUUUCCAGGACAUCAUAGACUUGAUCGGCGCGCACGGUGCCUUUUGGCUGUUCGGCGCUUUCGUUGUAGCAGGUCUCAUCUUCGUAAUCCUCAGCGUGCCAGAGACGCGCGGCAAGACACUCGAGGAGAUUGAGAGAAGAUUCACCGGUCCGACUAGGAGAUUGAGCGCGGUCGUUAAUAUGAAACCGAUGCCGAUGACGUCCUAGCUGCCGAAAGUUCGAAAGUCGCAGCACAUCCCGUCGAGAACGAGCAGGCUCGUUCGCGCGAAAAGAAUUUUUUAUGACAUCUUUUAAAGGGAAAGAUUCCCUUAUAAGGACACACGCUUUUCCUUAAAAGAAAGCUUUAGAUUCGAAGGUACGCUUCUACUCUUCUGUGCAAAAAGGAGGCGUAGCUGCUCUCUCCCCCAUGGCUCUUCUUAUCUUGUUCUUAUUUUCGAGAUCUUCGAUUCAUUAUUGCAAGGCUUGUCUACCACGACGAAUUUGUGCAGAAACGAACAAUAUUCGAAGAGAUAAUCGAAAAAAAAAAAAAAUAAGAAGAAAAACGAAA